This is a messenger RNA of Hibiscus syriacus, 504 nucleotides long. RefSeq lists its product as uncharacterized. Bases 1 to 504 code for a protein of 167 amino acids. The transcript has a single exon. The record is from RefSeq and is a predicted model, not a curated record. Lineage: Eukaryota; Viridiplantae; Streptophyta; Magnoliopsida; Malvales; Malvaceae.
AUGUUGAACACAAGCCCUGAUCAUCUUCCCCACAACAAGACCCUGGAAAUUAAGCAAAACAACAAGUUCUUUUCCAGGCUUUUAUCAAAGGAAAACUCUGUUACCAAUCUUUCUUUCAGGGUCUACUAUGGCGGUCUCUCCGGUGCUGUCCCUUUCAUGUGGGAGUCUCAGCUCGGUACUCCCAAAUACACAUUCUCCGAUACGUCCAUCCCUCCUCUAACUCCUCCUCCAUCUUUCUACUCCAAGUCCACCACAAAACCCAUCAAGAACAAGCGCUCAAGAUCUGGUCUUUUGCAAGCAUUGUUCCCAAAGAUGAUCAGUUUGAAGAAAAGCAGCAACCUUGUGCCUUCUUCACCUUCUUCUUCAUCAAUGUUUGUUGCGAUGAGUCCGAGAAAAGACCAGAAAAGGAGUCGAUUUUCGAACACGGAUGAUGAAAAUGGUGCAGCCAUUGGAUCGCCAACUUCCACUCUAUGCUUUGAUAUUGGUAGGGGGAAGUCCAGGUGA